UUGAAUCUGCCGAAGCCGUAGUGGGCGUUGAGUGCAAGCAGUUUGAACCGUAGCGGUGCCGAGGCGGAAACAUUGGAUUUGGACGAGUUGUUUUUAGCCAGAGUGACAUUAAACACCGUGAUUCACAUCCACAAACUCUGUCUUUUACAUAGCCGUGUUCAAAGUAAAAGGAACGGCGUGUUUUUUUGGUCUGUUUGCCGACUCUCGCAACGUAAAGCCGGCAAAGUGAGUCCCUCCUCUUCCGAAGCUAACCGCUAGUUAGCCGCCGAGCUAGCGUUCCAGCUAGCCGAAAACACGGAGCUAGCUAACGGUAAUCCCCCGACACAAAGGACGAUUUCAACCGGUGUUUUAAUCGCAUCGAUCCCGCAUAACCCCGGUGAAUGAGCACUGAGCCUCCUGUGCAGGUUGAUCAUGGUGCUGACGGGGAAGCGCUCGGAGAAGGGUCCCGCCCGCUGGAAGAGACGGGUCAAGUCUGAGUACAUGAGGCUUCGGCAGCUCAAACGCUUCAGACGGGCCGACGAGGUCAAGAGCAUGUUCAACACCAACCGUCAGAAAAUCAUGGAUCGCACGGACAUCUUGAACCAGGAGUGGAAGACCAGGAGAAUCCAGCCGGUCCACAUCAUGGCGUCUGUCGGCUCUCUACGAGGAACCCGAGAGUGCACGGUGGACAGCGGCUUCUCGGAGUACCCCCGGCAGGUCAUUCCCCUGAAGACCCUGAACGCCGUGGCCUCGGUCCCGGUCAUGUACUCCUGGUCUCCACUGCAGCAGAACUUCAUGGUGGAGGAUGAGACGGUGCUCCAUAACAUCCCCUACAUGGGUGAUGAGAUCUUGGACCAGGAUGGUACUUUCAUAGAAGAACUCAUCAAGAACUACGAUGGCAAAGUCCACGGAGACAGAGAGUGCGGCUUCAUCAACGAUGAGAUCUUCGUGGAGCUGGUCAGCGCUCUGUCGCAGUACAGCGACAACGAGGACGACGAGGAGGAGGAAGAGCACGACUUCAAGGUGGAAAAGAUGGAGAUGUGUGACGGCAAGGAGCAUCCAGAGGACCCGCGCAAGGAUGGGCUCGUUAACAAUGAGAGCCGAACAAGCAGUGACGGCACCAAGAAGUUUCCCUCUGACAAGAUUUUUGAAGCCAUCUCGUCCAUGUUCCCUGACAAGGGCUCCACUGAGGAGCUCAAAGAGAAGUACAAGGAGCUGACGGAGCAGCAGCUGCCGGGCGCGCUGCCCCCCGAGUGCACGCCCAACAUCGACGGUCCCAACGCUCGCUCCGUGCAGCGCGAGCAGAGCCUGCACUCCUUCCACACGCUGUUCUGCAGACGCUGCUUCAAAUACGACUGCUUCCUGCACCGUUAGUACUCACUCACACACUCACUCACACACACACACACAC
Messenger RNA from Etheostoma cragini (Arkansas darter), 1390 nucleotides. RefSeq names its product histone-lysine N-methyltransferase EZH2-like. The record is from RefSeq and is a predicted model, not a curated record. Gene Ontology annotation, biological process: chromatin remodeling. NCBI's taxonomy places the organism in Eukaryota, Metazoa, Chordata, Actinopteri, Perciformes, Percidae. The coding region runs from base 412 to 1353 and encodes 313 amino acids. The transcript has 8 exons. Gene Ontology annotation, molecular function: histone H3K27 methyltransferase activity.